This is a messenger RNA of Striga asiatica, 801 nucleotides long. The record is from the annotation of a GenBank genome assembly. NCBI's taxonomy places the organism in Eukaryota, Viridiplantae, Streptophyta, Magnoliopsida, Lamiales, Orobanchaceae.
AUGAAAACAAUCACGGCCAAGAACCCUCACGACUCCUUCUCCUUCUCUAGAAGAUACUUCAAGAAGAAAAUCGUCGAGGACGAGCAGGACGAUGACACAGAGGAAAUCCUGGCCGUCGAUUCCUCCGCCUCCGACCACCACAGCCAAAACCCAGAUCCGCCGUCGAUUCCCACCCUCCGCCACUCCCUCUCGACGGGAUCUCCCCACCCGCCGCGAAAAAAGAAGCUCCCCACCAUGGCCGUUGCCAAGCUCCGGUCGGCCCUCACUCUGGGCCGGGCCCGGUCCGGGCUCUCUUCAAACCUCGGCUCAAAAGUCGUCGGGACCCUCUUCGGCCACCGGCGGGGCCACGUCCACUUCGCGUUCCAGGAGGAUUUCAAGCAGGGCCCGGCGUUCCUUGUCGAGCUGGCCACUCCGACUAGCGCGCUGGUGAAGGAGAUGGCGUCCGGGCUCGUUCGGGUCGCGCUUGAGUGCGACCGUAAGCCCGAAAAAAAGAACUACUUCAAGCUGCUUGAGGAGCCCAUCUGGCGGACCUACUGCAACGGGAAGAAAGGCGGGUACGCGAUGAGGCGGGACUGCGGGCCCGAGGAGUGGAAGGUUCUGGAAGCCAUCGGCCCGAUCUCGAUGGGGGCCGGGGUGAUUCCCGGGCCGCCGGGAGAUGGGCCGGGCCCGGACGGAGAAAUGAUGUACAUGAGGGCCCGGUUUGAGCGGGUCGUGGGAAGCAAGGACUCGGAGGCCUUCUACAUGAUGAACCCGGAUGGAAGCGGAGGGCCCGAACUCAGCAUAUAUUUGCUUAGGGUUUGA